AUGCUAAGAGGGGUAGGUACAUCGCUUGCCUCUAGUAACAUGAAAUUUGGGUUUUUUGCAUUGAGAUUGGUGGCUCUUCAGCCAUUGUCAAUUUCUGCGGGAUCGUCGUUUGAAAACACGGCUCCUUUGUUGGUGUCAUCACCGUUAUACAGUACGGAUGAAUAUCGCUACAUUACAAGGAUGAAAGAUGCGCAGAAAACAGUUUCACAGCUUUCAGAAAAGAUUUGUGGGUCGUCCGAUGAUGAUGAUAAGCUCUUAUACUUAAGAAUCCAAAGACUUGAUGAAAUCAGCAAUAUUCAAGAUCUAAUUGCAGGACUCAAAUCGCCCACACACCCUCUUGCCAAGUUGGCGGACCACGUUAUUUACAACAAAAAAGAUCAAGACGAUCUUCUAGUGUCAGGUUCGUGCUCAAAUGGUAUCACUCAUAUAAAUUCAAAAGGUGUUAGCACUGAACAAUGGAUAGACAAGUUGCUUAACAGUGAUUCUAGGGUUAAUAUUAUUGACUUCUAUAGCCAGGACAAGAGUCAAUUGGCUGAGAGUCUUAAAGCAUUGGCAUUGGUCUAUUCACCUGAAAACCUCAUCGUACAGGGAUUGCCGAGCUUUGAAAAGCCCGAUAGCGUUUUUAAAUUGGCCUCGCAGAAACUGAGUAGCUUUGCUAUCUUUGGUAAAAGAGACGAUGAAGAAGAUGAGAAGGAGGAGGAGGAAGACCUAGAAAAAUUACAACAAGAGUUGGAUGAAUCAUUUCUGGAGAUUAACCAGAUGAUGGCAGAGGAAGGUAGUUCCGAUGAACCAGUUCAUGCAUAUGAAGAAGACGAAGAAGUUGAUACUAACAGUAAAGGCAAGAAAAAAUACGUUCCUCCGGAAGGCUCCUUAUUUGAUAAAUACACCUUCUUCUCGUCUGGAUUGUGGAUGGCGAUCAUUGUUAGUGGAUUCCUCUUCACUAUCAUCGCCGUGGCAUUCUCAUGGCUUAACAGUAUUCAGAUCAGUUAUGGUGCCUUUGAGAAGCCGGUUAAUAUGUCCAAGAAAACUCAGUAA
Messenger RNA from Brettanomyces nanus, 1035 nucleotides. RefSeq lists its product as uncharacterized. Gene Ontology annotation, cellular component: endoplasmic reticulum membrane. The record is from RefSeq and is a predicted model, not a curated record. Gene Ontology annotation, biological process: (1->6)-beta-D-glucan biosynthetic process; fungal-type cell wall biogenesis. The coding region runs from base 1 to 1035 and encodes 344 amino acids. NCBI's taxonomy places the organism in Eukaryota, Fungi, Ascomycota, Pichiomycetes, Pichiales, Pichiaceae. The transcript is spliced from 3 exons.